Molecule: messenger RNA, 3676 nt
Organism: Chara braunii
Lineage: Eukaryota; Viridiplantae; Streptophyta; Charophyceae; Charales; Characeae
Source: the annotation of a GenBank genome assembly
GCGUCUCGCCCCUGAAGUCUCUGGCAAUCGAUCGGCUCGCCCGAUCACCCGCCAUGUGUCCUAUCUUCGCCUCCUCGCCUCUGCUCCGUCCCCUUCUCCCUCGAUCUCUCAUUCUGAGGAAGCCGAAGACGACGGCUCUGACUCUCCGCCAUCUCCCUCUUCAUCUUGCUCCCUCCCUCUCUCCCCGUCACCUUCGCCAUCGCCAUGAGCUUUUUGGAGGAGAAAACCCUCAGCGAAGCAUCGCUUGCGCCCCGUGAUCGGUUGACGAUCCGGCAAGUCCAUCAUCCCCGCCUCAGUCCAGAUCUUCGGCGGCUUGCGCACUUCUUCUGCACGGAAGGCGUGUAUGCAGCGGCGGUGUUCAGAAUUGAAGGCCGUACUGACGCGGUGGUACUGGCCGAGGCGGUAGCAGUUCAUCAGCGGCCGGUGCCAGGUGUCAGUCGCAUAUCGGUCGUCAUCAACUUUAGUGGCGAUGUCUCCACACUUUCUCCUUUGCGACAUUCGGCGGUGAAGGCGUCGCUGCGCAUGUGGGCGAACGAUCUGGUCGUCGAGUGGACUCAGCUGCUGGCUCGCCCCAAGGAUACAAUCGCAACAUCACGAGCAAUCGAAGACGACGGCCUUCGGAUGUACCAGCGCGAUCCACCGGCAGAGCUCCCUAUCCUCGCUCGUCAGGAGCGACUCACCCUCCAUGUCGCUGCACUGCGUCGCCUUCUCGCCAUCCUCUCUGACCCUGAUCGCACCCUCCCGAUCAUCCCAGUACGACUCGAGACCUCCACUAGGGUGUACUCAGCGCUGUGGGAUUCCGGCUCUCAGGGUGACUUCAUUCACCCAUGCGUAGUGAAGGAAGCCCGCUUAUCCACGACAGGGUCUCCGACUCCUAUCUCCGUUACCCUAGGGGAUGACAAGACCCAACGCUUCUUCGAUCAGACGGUCACCGACCUCCCCUUCUUCCUCACUCUCGAGCCGACUCCCAUCUCCGUUACCCUAGAGGAUGACAAGACCCAACGCUCCUCUGCACAUUUCGAUGUGAUGGAGACGGGGUACGACUCCAUUCUCGGCACUCCGUGGUCUCGUCGGUUUCGCAGCACCGAGGCCGAUUGGGCGACCAACACUCUCGUUCUCAGAACGAAGUGUGGACAGACGUAUCGCGUACCUUUAAUAGGUAACACGGCGAUACCACGCCCCGAUCCUCCUCCCCCGGAGCCUUCAGUGCCCACACCAUCCCCCUCUAUCACUGUCACCUCGCCUCGGCAGUUCGCUCACUUCAUUCGACAGGACGACGUCACCUUCUUUAUGGUGAAUGUGACGGAUCUCUUACACUAUGAUCCACCCUGUCCCGACGCCGAGCUCAUCCCUCUGGAGCCAGAUCCUCCUUCUAUCUCCAUGGCUCUCAUCUCUACUCCCGUCCUUUCGCCGUCCGUCGAGCCCACUCCGUCGUCGCGCGCUGACACUGACGCUGAGGAACUCGCACGAUAUACGGCUGACCUGGAGCCCGCAGUUCGUGACCUCAUCCAAGAGUACCACGACGUUUUUCCAUCGUCGUUCUCGUACGUCGGCAUCCCACCGAUGCGUGACGUCGAGCACUCCAUUCACCUUGUGCCUGGUUAUCGUGUUCACCACCAGGCACCCUACAGACUCUCGAUUCCCGAGGCCACCGAACUCAAGCGUCAGCUUGAGGAGCUCCUGAGACUGGGUUUCAUUAAACCCAACAACUCCCCGUGGGGUGCACCCGUCCUCUUUGCUCGCAAAGCGGAUGGAACUCUUCGUCUCUGCAUCGACUACCGCGGUCUCAACCGCUACACGGUUAAGAACAGCUACCCCAUGCCUCGUUUCGAUGAGCUGUUCGACCGCCUAGCAGGCAACCGCUUCUUUACGAAGAUUGAUCUUCGUAGCGGUUACCAUCAGAUCCGCGUCGCUGCAGCCGACCAGCCGAAGACCGCGUUCCAAUCGCGCUUCGGCCACUACGAGUUCACGGUGAUGCCAUUCGGCCUCACCAACGCACCCGCCACCYUCMAGAGGGCGAUGAAYGACAUCUUCAGGGACAUCCUGGAGCAGUACGUUCUCGUUUACCUCGACGAUAUCUUGGUCUACAGUCGUACCCUUGAGGAGCACCUCAGACACCUCCGCGACGUCCUUGACCGCUUGCGCAAACAUGACUUCUACGCCAAGCUCAGCAAGUGCCGCUUUGCCCAGCACAAAGUGGACUUCUUAGGACAUUACGUCACUCAGCUCCGCUUCUCCUUGUCUUACCAUCCUCAAACUGAUGGUCAGACCGAGAUUACGAACAGGAGUCUCCGAGAUAUUCUCCGAAAGAUUGUUCGUGACGACCAGCAGUGGGAUCUCUAUCUUGCCCACUCGGAGAUAGUCUACAACCACGCCGUCUCGCCAGCCACGGGGAUGUCGCCUUACUAUUGCGACCUCGGCUAUCMCCCUCGUGUUCCCGCGGACUUCCUUCGACCAUCCCAGAUGCACCCCGACACGAGUUGUCCCGCGUUGGAUGAUUGGGUUGCACACAUGACGUCGAUCAUGAAGACCGCACAUGAGCACAUAGCCGCUUCUCAGACUCGCAUGGCAGCACGUGCGAACCGAUCGAGGAUGAAUCAUUCAUUCAAAGUCGGUGAUGAUGUGCUUAUCGACGCCCGCCACUUACAGCUCGAAGCGGACACGCUUCGCAAGUUUCGGCGUCGCUUCUUUGGCCCAUGCCGCAUCCUCCAGGCCAUCGGUUCUGAAAUGGCAUCUAGCCCGGUCAGCUUCCGUGUGAAGCUGCCUGACUACCUACGCCAAGCUCGUGUGCACGAUGUCUACCACGUCUCGUUACUGCGUCCUUACCGCAGAUCGUCUGAGUGUUUCAUCGGACGACCAUACGAGCGCCCUUCACCCAUCAUGGUGGACGGUCACGAGGAGUUCCUCGUUUCAGACAUCAUUGGUCGCCGAGUCACCGACGACAACCCUCCCCACGUCGAGUAUCUCGUACGUUGGAAGGGUUACCCUGAUGAGGAGGCUACCUGGGAGCCCCUCGAGCACUUGCAGCACGCUCGCAUGUUGGUGCGUGCCUAUGACCGUGCUCGUCGUGCUGGGUUCACUGCUCCUCCUCAGCCCACUGACCCUCCUCCUUCUCCUCCGGCAGAGGAGACCGCUGAAGUGGAGCCUGCUCCAUCUAAGGCAGACCUUCAGCAGCAGCCGGAUGCUUCUAAGCGUCCACAUGUUGUUGUCGUUGCUGCGAUCGUCACCACCAAUGUUAUUGUCGCUGCCAUCAGCGCUCAUAUUGUCCUUACUAAUUUGGUUGUUGUUGACGACGCCAACGAAAGCAACGUCACCAACAUAACGAUAAUCGCUGCUUUUGUCAUUGUUAUUGUUGUUGUUGCUGUUGUUGUUGCCGUUGUUGUUGUUGUUGUUGUUGUUGUUGUUGUUGUUGUUAUCAUUGUAACAGUUGUUGCUGUUGUAGUUGUUGUAGUUGUUGUGCCGGACAGCGCCACAGAUGAGAUCGACAGUGUCUUUGCUGUCAUUAAUGUUGUUGAGAAGAACGAAAGUGCACAUAAGCUCGCCAUUAUCGCUACUAUCGUCGUCGCCGUCAGCAAGGAGUUGAUGUCAUCCUCAUAGCAGCGUUCUUCCAGCUCAGCACAAAGAUCUUGCCCCUCCUCAAGAUCUGCGUAGUAGCUCCGCAUCAAGCUGCCCAAUC